Messenger RNA from Corythoichthys intestinalis (scribbled pipefish), 2275 nucleotides. RefSeq names its product decapping mRNA 2 (gene dcp2). The record is from RefSeq and is a predicted model, not a curated record. NCBI's taxonomy places the organism in Eukaryota, Metazoa, Chordata, Actinopteri, Syngnathiformes, Syngnathidae. The transcript has 11 exons. The coding region runs from base 185 to 1378 and encodes 397 amino acids. Gene Ontology annotation, biological process: nuclear-transcribed mRNA catabolic process, nonsense-mediated decay; deadenylation-dependent decapping of nuclear-transcribed mRNA. Gene Ontology annotation, molecular function: manganese ion binding; RNA binding; 5'-(N(7)-methylguanosine 5'-triphospho)-[mRNA] hydrolase activity. Gene Ontology annotation, cellular component: P-body; cytoplasm.
UAGUGUCUCUGUUCUCGCCAGAGAAGUUCGGAAGCAAUAUUUACAAGUUUUUAUCGACUGCGGAGUCGUGUGAGGACUCCUUCGGUAAUAAGGAUGUAAGUAGAGACACGCGGAUGUAGCUUGGUCCGCCUAUGGCUUUUGUUCUAGUUCAAUUUACGCGAGAGACUCGACGUUUUCGACCAACAUGGAAACAAAAAGACUAGAGAUACCUUCUGGGAUACUGGACGACCUCUGCAGUCGAUUCAUCCUACACAUUCCUAGUGAGGAAAGGGAUAAUGCCAUCCGGGUGUGCUUCCAGAUUGAGUUAGCUCACUGGUUUUACCUGGACUUCUGCAUCCCGACCACACCUGCCGCUCCACACUGUGGAAUCAGAGACUUUGCAAGAGCUGUUUUCCAACACUGUCCAUUCCUGUUGCCCCAUGGAGAGGAUGUCCAGAAAGUCCUCGAGAAGUGGAAGGAGUACAAGAUGGGUGUGCCUACAUAUGGAGCUAUCAUUCUUGAUGAGUCAUUAGAAAGUGUAUUGCUUGUUCAGGGCUACCUUGCCAAAUCAGGCUGGGGCUUUCCCAAAGGGAAAGUGAAUGAGGAUGAAGCACCUCAUGAUUGUGCAGUCCGUGAAGUCUUCGAGGAAACGGGAUUUGACAUAAAGAACCGCAUUAGCAAAGAUAUGUACAUAGAGCAGAAAAUCACCGACCAGGUUGUGAGGCUCUAUAUCAUUCCAGGAGUAUCCAAGGAUACAAAGUUUAAUCCCAAAACAAGAAAGGAAAUCAAGAAUAUUGAGUGGUUCCCGAUCGAGAAGCUGCCAUGUCACAGGAACGACAUGACCCCAAAGUCUAAACUUGGACUUGCCCCCAAUAGGUUUUUUAUGGCAAUUCCAUUUAUAAGGCCGCUAAGAGAAUGGAUCAGCAGGGUAAAAGGCGAGCCUUCGGAUAGUGAUGAAGACUUUGCAAGCAAUGGCACCACUCCAAGCAAAACCCCAGACAAUGCAAGGUCGAAAUCCAGGCGCCUCACUGGUAUAGAACUAUUUCUUGGAGAUGGUUAUACCAAACACAAGUGGCCGAAGGAGCUGAGCCAGUUUGAACAUAACCAGAGCCAUCACAUAAAAAGCAAUGGGAAGAAAUGCCAAGAGUCGCCUUACCUAAAGAAAGGAACCAAUGAAAAUGGUUUCAGCAGUCAGCAGAUCAAAAUAUUAUCAAAGGAAGAUAAACGGCUUCAACCCAGGAGACUACAAGAUAGAUUUGAGAAAGAUGGAACUCCAUGCAGCUCUUUUAAUGGUCAACAGACUGCCCAUCAAAAAGAUUUUGAGCGCACCUUCUCAUCAAAAACCUUCCUCACAUUUAAAUUCGACAAGGAUGCCAUUAUGAGGUGUUUUGACUUCUGACCUCUCCUGUGAUCUGAUUCAACUUCGCCCGAUCAGAAGUUAUUUAACAUGGUGUACCAGAGGAGGGUUGAAAGAACACGCCAUUUAUUUGUUUGUCAGUUUGACAUGGCAACGUAUGAAGUGAAAGGAGUGCUUCAGUGGACUUGACAUUUCCGAGAACAAGUAUGGCUUGCCCGGAAAUUAUUCUUCAUGUUUUUGUUUUAAAUACUGUUGAAUACUAACAUAAAAUAAAUGGGUAUUAAGAUUGUUUUCGGCGUUACGAGAAUGUAAUGGAUUUUAGUGAAACAAAGUUCCGUUUGUUCGCAGUUUUUUCAAACCUGUAUGGUGGCGUACAGAAGUUCGUGGUUACAAUUAUUUAAAUAAAUGAACAAGAAUGGAAUUUGAAAAACUUUUUUAAAGUUAGAGUGAAUGGAUCUGUGUUCUAAGUAGGUCAUCCAUUCUUUAACUUAAGAGUAAUGUUUGCUGAUUUCCAAAACAAGUUAUUUUAUUGACAUUCUACAUCAUAGUUGUCUAUGUUGCCGCAUCCCCAGAUAUAUAUAUAUAUUGGUAAUUGUAACCACUGAGCUCCACUUCAUCAUUUGACUGAAAUGUGUAGCACCGUUUACUUGUCUGAUUGAAUUGCUACAGUACAAUAAACCCCUAGAUUCAUUGAUUUCCCCAAAGUUUUAUCACUUGUAUUAAAGCCACAAUGAAUUUCUUGCUUUUAUAUUGAAAAGUCAUCAGUUCUUUUAAUUGUUAUAUUUGUUAUGUUCUCUUACGGGAGUUGUAAAUUGAUGUGAAAUGACUGCAUUUAUAUCUCAGAGAUGUUACGACGUUUGUACUGUGGUUAUUAUUGUACAGUUGAUGUGCUUCAUGAAGUUGUUUGACCUCACAAAUGUAAAUUAGAAAUAAAGUCAA